Molecule: messenger RNA, 778 nt
Organism: Lathyrus oleraceus (garden pea)
Lineage: Eukaryota; Viridiplantae; Streptophyta; Magnoliopsida; Fabales; Fabaceae
Product: 40S ribosomal protein S16
Exons: 1
Coding region: 105-536 (143 amino acids)
Biological process (GO): translation; maturation of SSU-rRNA from tricistronic rRNA transcript (SSU-rRNA, 5.8S rRNA, LSU-rRNA)
Cellular component (GO): cytosolic small ribosomal subunit; ribosome
Molecular function (GO): RNA binding; structural constituent of ribosome
Source: RefSeq, a predicted model, not a curated record
UUACUUUGGACAAUACCUAUUAUCAUAAGUUCUCUCUUUGGCUGCCUCGUACAAAUUAGGGUUUAUUUUCAUCAGAGGAGAGAGUAAGAGAAGAAGCAGUAACCAUGGAAAAGCUGGAACAAGUUCAAUGUUUUGGCCGCAAGAAGAACGCCGUCGCCGUCACCUACUGCAAGCGCGGCCGUGGCUUAAUCAAGAUCAACGGCGCCCCCAUCGAGUUAGUUGAGCCGGAGAUCCUCAGGUUCAAGGCCUUUGAACCAAUCCUGUUGCUGGGAAAGAGCCGUUUCGCUGGAGUGGAUAUGCGUAUUCGUGUCAAAGGCGGUGGUAAAACCUCUCAGAUUUACGCCAUCAGGCAGAGCAUUGCCAAGGCACUGGUUGCUUUCUACCAGAAGUAUGUUGAUGAACAGAGCAAGAAGGAGAUCAAGGAUAUUCUUGUUCGUUACGAUCGAACUUUGCUUGUUGCUGAUCCUAGGCGUUGUGAGCCGAAGAAGUUUGGUGGGCGUGGUGCUCGUGCGAGGUUUCAGAAAUCUUAUCGUUAGAUUAUUUAUUUGGGAGGAAAAAGAAAGAGGUGUUUUUGGUUUUUAUUAUAAUUCAGUUUUCGGUUCAUGUUUUAUGCUGUGGAAAACUUUUUCUGUUAUUCCUACUACCAUUGUUUUGACAUUAUGUUUGUUGUUUUAGUUGAAAUUUUUAUUUAGGGUUUUGUAUGCGAUAACUAUCCCAUAACUAUCCCAUAGAUCUAUGUUUUUUUGGUAAUGAAUCUCUGAAGAUGCCUUAUGUUUUA